GAUCCCGGUUCUCCUCCGCCCCUGGCGGCGGUUGCGGACGGCGCACUCGGCCCUAGGCAGCAGGAGUCUCUCAUCCCCUCAGCGCGGGAUACCCUCCGCGGCUCCACGACGCCUAACGGAGCAAGUCGCAUGCGCAAGGAUACGCGCCGGGGAAAGGGAGAGUGAGGGGAGGGGCAAACGCAGAGCUCCGGCCAUCCAAGCCCGCGGGGUCACUGACAACGCAUGCGCCGGUAGGGAGCGCAAUCACAGACACGGCUUGCGGCUACCGGCUUAAAAAAGGAAACCCCCGACAGCGAGAACAAGGAGGAAAUCUGUCCGCCGACGCGUGCGCGCUCCCGUGAAUAAAAAGCACAAGAAAUAAACUAUUACUGUCGUUGCUGAUUGGACUAUUACGCUGAUCCCCCAAGUCAAGGGGGGGAAAAAGCUGUCGAAACUCAGAAGCUGAUUCUGUCUCAGUGUAAGAUGCCUUUGGGAAAUUCUACAUUCCUCUUAGAUGGAUCUUUAGAACUUGGUGAGUUUCGCUAGACAACUUCAGUCUUCAUUUUGAGCUCAGAGUCGUCAUUUUUUAACCAAUACCAAGAUCAAGAUGUAGAUCAUUUUCAUCAAUCCAGGAGCCUCCUUCAUGCCCCCUGACAGUCCUCACGCACUCCCACAGAAUUUUGAGACUGAUGGUCAGCCGUAUAGAAGAAUACAUUGAAUCUGUUGUUUUCUGAAGAAUCCGUUCAAAAGAUCCAAAAAAUAACAAAAGGAGAAGUACAAAUGUCUACCACAAGACGAAAACGUAAUAUGUUAUGUUGUUUACCGUAAGCUGUAGUAAAAUGAGCUCGAUUGUUGACAGAGAUGAUGGUAGUCUUUUUGAUGGGUUGGUGGAAGAAGAUGACAAGGAUAAAGCAAAAAGAGUAUCUAGAAACAAAUCUGAAAAGAAACGUAGAGAUCAAUUUAAUGUUCUCAUUAAAGAAUUGGGAUCCAUGCUUCCUGGUAAUGCUAGAAAGAUGGACAAAUCUACCGUUCUACAGAAAAGCAUUGAUUUUUUACGAAAACAUAAAGAAAUCACUGCACAGUCAGAUGCUAGUGAAAUUCGACAGGACUGGAAACCUACAUUCCUUAGUAAUGAAGAGUUUACACAAUUAAUGUUAGAGGCUCUUGAUGGUUUUUUUUUAGCAAUCAUGACAGAUGGAAGCAUAAUAUAUGUGUCUGAGAGUGUAACUUCAUUACUUGAACAUUUACCAUCUGAUCUUGUGGAUCAAAGUAUAUUUAAUUUUAUCCCAGAGGGGGAACAUUCAGAGGUUUAUAAAAUACUCUCUACCCAUCUGCUGGAAAGUGACUCAUUAACCCCUGAAUAUUUAAAAUCAAAAAAUCAGUUAGAAUUCUGUUGUCAUAUGCUUCGAGGAACAAUAGACCCAAAGGAGCCAUCUACCUAUGAAUAUGUGAAAUUUAUAGGAAAUUUCAAAUCUUUAAACAAUGUAACUACUUCAGCGCACAAUGGUUUUGAAGGAACUAUACAACGCACACACAGGCCUUCUUAUGAAGAUAGAGUUUGUUUUGUAGCUACUGUCAGAUUAGCUACACCUCAGUUCAUCAAGGAAAUGUGCACUGUUGAGGAACCCAAUGAAGAGUUUACAUCUAGACAUAGUUUAGAAUGGAAAUUUCUAUUUCUAGAUCACAGGGCACCACCCAUAAUAGGAUAUUUGCCAUUUGAAGUUUUGGGAACAUCAGGUUAUGAUUACUAUCAUGUGGAUGACCUAGAAAAUUUGGCAAAAUGUCAUGAGCACUUGAUGCAGUAUGGGAAAGGCAAAUCAUGUUAUUACAGGUUCCUGACCAAAGGACAACAGUGGAUUUGGCUUCAAACUCAUUAUUAUAUCACUUACCAUCAGUGGAAUUCAAGGCCAGAGUUUAUUGUUUGUACUCACACUGUAGUAAGUUAUGCAGAAGUUAGGGCUGAAAGACGGCGCGAACUUGGCAUUGAAGAGUCUCUUCCUGAGACAGCUGCUGACAAAAGCCAAGAUUCUGGGUCUGAUAAUCGUAUAAACACAGUCAGUCUCAAGGAAGCAUUGGAAAGGUUCGAUCACAGCCCAACCCCUUCUGCUUCCUCCCGGAGUUCAAGAAAAUCAUCUCACACUGCAAUCUCAGACCCUUCCUCAACACCAACAAAGAUCCCAACAGAUACUAGCACUCCUCCCAGACAGCAUUUACCAGCUCAUGACAAGAUGGCACAAAGGAGGUCAUCGUUCAGUAGUCAGUCAAUAAAUUCCCAGUCUCUUGGUCAAUCAUUAACACAGCCAGUGAUGUCUCAAGCCACAAAUUUACCAGUUCCACAAGGCAUGUCCCAGUUUCAGUUUUCAGCACAAUUAGGAGCCAUGCAACAUCUGAAAGACCAGUUGGAGCAACGCACACGAAUGAUAGAGGCAAAUAUUCACCGACAGCAAGAAGAACUAAGGAAAAUUCAAGAACAACUUCAGAUGGUCCAUGGUCAAGGGCUGCAGAUGUUUUUACAACAAUCAACCCCCGGGUUGAAUUUUGGUUCUGUUCAACUUUCUUCUGGAAAUUCAUCUAACAUCCAGCAACUCGCACCUAUAAAUAUGCAAAGCCAGGUUGUUCAGACGAACCAAAUUCAAAGUGGAAUGAAUACUGGACACAUUGGCACAACUCAGCACAUGAUACCACAGCAGACUAUGCAAAGUGCAUCAAGUCAGCAGAGUCAACAAAAUGUACUGAGUGGACACAGUCAACAAACAUCUCUUCCUAGUCAGACACAGAGCACUCUUACAGCCCCACUGUAUAACACUAUGGUGAUUUCUCAGCCAGCAGCCGGAAACAUGGUCCAGAUUCCAUCGAGUAUGCCACAAAACAGUACCCAGAGUGCUGCAGUAACUACAUUCACUCAGGACAGACAGAUAAGAUUUUCUCAAGGUCAGCAACUUGUGACCAAAUUAGUAACUGCUCCUGUAGCUUGUGGAGCGGUCAUGGUACCUAGCACUAUGCUUAUGGGUCAGGUGGUGACUGCCUACCCAACUUUUGCUGCACAACAGCAGCAGUCACAGACACUGUCAGUCACGCAACAGCAGCAGCAGCAGCAGCAGCAGCAGCAGCAGCAGCAGCAGCAACAGCAGAGUUCCCAGGAACAGCAGCUUACAUCAGUUCAGCAACAGUCUCAGGCUCAGCUGACCCAACCACCGCAGCAAUUUUUACAGACUUCUAGGUUGCUCCAUGGGAACCCAUCGACUCAGCUUAUCCUCUCUGCUGCGUUUCCACUACAACAGAGCACUUUCCCUCAGUCACAUCACCAGCAACACCAGUCUCAGCAGCAACAGCAACUGAGUCGGCACAGGACUGACACUUUGACCGAUCCUUCCAAGAUGCAACCACAGUAGCACACGUCUCCUCUCUAACCUCAGGGGAGGAAUGGGUUGGCCCAUAAUGAGUUGCUCAGAAGAUCUGAGGAUUAGGAGGAAAAGGUCUAGGAGUUUCAUGAGAUGCAGUAUUGAGUGUUCUAAUUCCUGGAAUUAGUUAGCAGGGAAAAUGCUGCCUAGUGGUACAGAUGUACAUUAAAUACCAGCCAUCAGGAAAUGAUCUUAGGGCCAUAGCCAAUUCUGACAGUGUUUUCAUUGCCCAGAUAUUUUUUGAUGGAAAAAGAGUAUAUUGCCAAAUGUUAAGAAGCUCAGCUAUGAAAUAUGACCUCUAGUGAAUCAGAAAGGCACUAACAAUGCUAGUAACUUGGAGAGGUUCUGUGCCUGUUUUCAGGGGUUUGUUUGCAAUGAUGCCAUGAAGACAGUCCAGUAGACCCAGUAAGCCCUCUUUCCCAACCCCUCUCCCUUUUCAGAUAAUGAUGAAAUCAUAAUUUCACAAUGUUGUGUAGGUUCAAAUUCUCUAUGUACAGAUGCUGUAAAAAUAUGUAUAUGUCUGGAUACAAGGAAAGAAAGCAAAACAUUUUGUAUGCUGCAUGAAAGCAUUAUCUCCUCCUUAAAGGUAUGAAUACAUUUCCUUAGAUUCUAAUGCCAUGUGCAGACUAAUACAUCCUUUAUUUUCCCUUUUGUUUACAACACAAUAGUGUUCCAUUCACUUUUCCGGGGCACAAGUCUUUUGUUCAUACUCGGCUGUGAUGUCACAGUUUGUUCAGAGAGGUAUGAUGUGCUGCUGGGAAUGGAUUUUUUUUUUUCAGGUAAAUGAUUGAAAUAACAGGCUUUUCAAGUUACUCAGAAGUAUCCCUCAUUUCAUUAUUUUUCAAUAAUGUUUGAAGAUAGGAUUUGCACUGCUUUAUUUUAGAAGGUUGGGAGUUUUGAUCAUAUAUUUUGAUACAGUUCAUAGUUGGAAUAGUUGUAUAAAUGGUUUUCAACACCUGAAAGUAAUUUCAUGAAUGUUUCAGUUACAGGAGUAAAAAUUUGCACACAAAACAUUUUAGGCACUUUUUAACAUUCUCACUGGUGGGAAUUUUAACUUUUAGGAUUUGUUGGAAUCUUUUUAUUAUCCUUCACAGUUUCAAUGGUUCUUUUAGUCAGAAAUGAUUCAGGGUUAUUUGAGGGGAAAAAAAAAACCCAUAGUGCCUUGAUUUUGAUUCAGGUGAUAACUCACCAUGUUGAACUCACUGUCUAGUUUCAAUAGCAAUUUUGAAAUCUUAGUACAUUUUUAAUAGCAUGUGGGUGUCAGUGCCAUUAUUCUCCCAAGUUCCUAUGAAGACCACUUUGAGUAUCUAGGACUGGAGGAACAAAUAAAUUUAAAAAUAAAAGAUGACAUCCUAACACCAUCAGAAUCAUUAAUGUGAUCUUAAAUUGUUUUCCUCAGCAUUUUUUUAAAGCUAAGUAGCCACUGCUGAAUUACCAGUAAAUAUUUGCCUAAUAUGAUUUCUACAAAGAAAAAAGAAGUGUAGGAAUUUGCUUUGCCUUCAGACAACACUAGAAGUAACUUAACUCACAUGCUUUCUAAACAUGAACUAAGAUUUCAUUUGGCAAUUUCGUAUUCCAAAGGUAAUAAAUUCCAACAGAAAUUAUAUUAAUAAAACAUUUUAUAUAUUUUAUGGUACUAAUAAUAAAAUUUACAACUAUAGAGCAAUGGAAAAUAUCUCCCUAGAAUAUCAAAAAUUAUUACUGAGGAAAGGGAAGACUGCAAGCUGUAAGACAUCACGAUUGAAUUUAGAAGAAAACGUGUAACAGAAUUGAGGCUAUUAAACAAGAAAGGUUUUGAGCAGUGAAAAUAACCUAAUACAGACUUGCUAGAUGAAGGAGUCAGAGGAACUCUUAAGUCCAUUCCUAACACUUUUACGUCCUCAGCUUUGCAGUUACCCUUAAGGGAUAUAUUGUCUUUCUGUAAAAACCACACCUGGCCACACUUAAAUUAGAAAAUGUUGAAAAUGAAAACAACCAAAGAAAGUUGGUACCUACCCUUCUAUUAAGAGAAGUGUCGCUAGAUACCAAUCAGUAGUUAACAUAUCAAGAGCUCCUCUUCUAGCUAAAUGAUCAUCCAGAAGAGAUUUCUGACUUUCUCAUGAAUGUUGAGGAUAGUUGUCAGUGUGUGUCCUUGAGCAUGCAUACACAUAGACAAAAUUGAUGUUGUAAAAUAUGGCAACAGUAUUAAUUUUCUUCCCUUUCAAAUUGCCUUUGUUAACCAUGUUAUGCCAUUCCAUAUAUAUCUGAGUUGUGCCUCAUUCAUUCAUUGGUGAUAUCUAGUGACAGGGAUUUAUCUAAUAAAAGAGACGAAGAAUGAUUAAGAUUUAUUCUCCAAGUACCAUACUUAAAAGAAAGAUGGUGGACCGUGAGUACUGUGUACUUAGAUUAACAAAAGCCAAGCCUAAGACAAAUUAGGCAAAAUCUUGCAUUUAUAAUUUCUACUGUUCCUCGCAGCUCACUUUUUUCUGCUUAGAAUUGAUUGCUAAAUUUAAAGGAGCAGCUGCUUGCUUUUCCUUUGCUGUCAGCAGGCAUUGGUGUGUUGGAAGAGCUAGUAAGUACCACCUGCCUCUUAGCUCCUUUUUUAACUUACUUCCUCUUGCUUCUCCUGAAUUUGGAUUGCAAAACUGUCCCUGCCCCCUCAGGGCCCCAAGAAUGGAGACUUGACCAUUCUGAUGCAGAUUCAGCAGUUGCCUGUUCUUCCUUCAUUUCUGUAUCCAAAGUUUUUAAAAUCCUAAAUCUAAGUUGUGAAAAAACACCAAGUAGGAAACACCUUUUAGCUACUUAAAAACUGUCUUUCCUCUCAUAGUCAUUUUUUAAAAACAAAACAUUUUAUUCUGGGUGGCACUUUUUGGUUAAGAAACUGUUGAAGAUCAGGCCAAAUGUUAGCUCUUGUGCAGCGGUUACCCUGUUUUGGACUGCUGUGGCACUGAGUCAGUAUUGUUUUCACAACUGCAAGUAAGUACAGAAGGACCAAUAGAGUUGCUGCUGGGAGUGGUGUCGCCCUGAGCCUAGACACUCACAAGUACUCUAUUUUUUGAGUGAAAAAUACUGACCGAAAAGCAUAUAUGGAGGGUGGGGUUAGUUAAGUACUACAGUCUCCAAAUUCUGUCUUAAAUUGAGGGGGUAAUUUGAAUCCGAUGCUCUACUUUGUCACUUAAAUCUGGCCUAGGAAGAUACUAGUAAUAAAAGGAUGCCUGUGACUUUGAGUGGUUAUAGAAUACUGAGUGCAGAAUAGUGAAAAUGGUCUUUUGGAUUCUUCAGAAGUUCUUUAUUUGUUGGUUGUUGCCUUAAAGCAGCCUGUCUGCAGUUGGGCACUGCAGCAGCGCAGCUCUGUGAUGGGCGUCGGGCGCUGACGGGAGAUGAGCCCUUGCUCAAGAAGCCUUCAAUAGGGGUCCUACUGACAGGGGGAAGCUAUUAACUGGAUAUUAUUCAACGUGUUUGAAAUGUUUCCACUACAUUGAGGUAAAACUUUUUUAAAGUAGAAUGCAAAUGGCAUUUUACUCUAGUAUUAUUCAUUUAUUUUUUUUUUUCUCUCAUUCUUUGGUGAUUGAAAGUUUGUAUAAAACUCAUUCAAGUCUACGACCUUUCCAAUAUCUGUGACCCUGUUCAUAGUCCCUCGGGAGUCAGUGUUGGAAGGUAUAAACACUGGAUAUAACUAUUGCUGAGUGAGUCUACCCAGUUGUAAGUUGAUUUGAAUUUUUAGAUGGUGGAAAAGAAACAGCACAAAGGCACUUGCCAUUUUGAUCGUGAUUGGAGAGAGAGCUAGCCUUUAAGUCUGUAUAGGUUGGGUGAGCAUUAUUCUAAAAGGAGCUUCUGAAGUAACUGCAAAGGAAAAGAGUCGACUAUUUUUAUAGCAUAUUUAAUAUAUUUGUAUAUAACUAUGAAUACAGUAGGAACCACCCUCCACGUCUCCCACUUUUCUAAUCCUCUCCUAC
Messenger RNA from Pteronotus mesoamericanus, 7315 nucleotides. It is a transcript of the gene CLOCK, whose product is annotated as clock circadian regulator. The transcript has 25 exons. The coding region runs from base 792 to 3371 and encodes 859 amino acids. Gene Ontology annotation, cellular component: cytoplasm; nucleus; CLOCK-BMAL transcription complex. Gene Ontology annotation, molecular function: E-box binding; DNA-binding transcription factor activity, RNA polymerase II-specific; protein dimerization activity. The record is from RefSeq and is a predicted model, not a curated record. Gene Ontology annotation, biological process: regulation of transcription by RNA polymerase II; circadian regulation of gene expression. Lineage: Eukaryota; Metazoa; Chordata; Mammalia; Chiroptera; Mormoopidae.